Messenger RNA from Peniophora sp. CBMAI 1063, 1392 nucleotides. The record is from the annotation of a GenBank genome assembly. NCBI's taxonomy places the organism in Eukaryota, Fungi, Basidiomycota, Agaricomycetes, Russulales, Peniophoraceae.
AUGCUUAACGCUCUCCUCCCUGUCGUCGGUCUCGCUGCAGCCCCCGUCGCUUAUGCGGCCACGGCUUUCACGUUCUCGCCGCCCUCAGAGACCCCGUUGGAGGCAAGCGGCAACUACACCGGCGCUUCUAACGGCACUCUAUCAACUCAGCCUGUCGUUCCCGGUGCUGUCUUCGAUCGUUUCAUCCAGGUUUGGCUUGAGAACCAGGACUUCGACGUGGUACAGAGCACGCCGACGUUCCAGAAGCUGGCUGCUCAGGGCAUCCUCCUCGACUCGUACUACGCUCUCACUCACCCUUCCGAGCCCAACUACGUCGGCACCGUUGGCGGUGACUUCUUCGGCCUGGGUAAUGAUGAUCUCAUCAACAUUCCCAGCAACGUUUCCACCAUUGUCGAUCUUCUCGAGGCGAAGAACAUCUCUUGGGCUUCGUACCAAGAAAAUAUGCCGUCCGACGGCUACGAGGGCUACAACUUCGCCUCCGAAAACUACCUAAACGGUAGCUCUACGGAGUACGACUUCUACUUCCGCAAGCACAACCCGACCAUCAUGUACGACUCUGUCGUCAACAACACAGAUCGUUUGGCGCGUCACCGCAACUUCAAUGACUUUGCCGCGGAUGUGAACGCGUCGGCUCUGCCUCAAUGGUUGUUUAUCACUCCGAACAUGGUCAACGACGGUCACGACACCUCGGUCGACUUCUGCGCGGAUUGGCUCGAGUUCUGGCUCGUCCCGCUCCUCAAUGACACUCGUUUCAUCACGAACCGCACUCUCCUGCUCCUCACGUUUGAUGAGACCGAGACCUACACGGAGAACAACCGCGUCUUCACCGUCCUUUUGGGUGGUGAGGAGGUCAUCCCCAAGAACUUGACUGGCACGACGGACUCGACCUACUACACCCACUACAGCCCGCUCUCCACCGUCGAGGCUAACUGGGGUCUGGGCUCUCUCGGUCGCGGUGACACCAACAAAACCAUGUCCAACGUCUACGAACUCGUCGCGAACGUCACCGGCUACAAGAACUUGGAUGUCAAGGGUGACGCCAUCCCCCUCACCAACCUUACCACGACCAUCCCUGGUCCGCUCAACGCCGAGAUGUGGUUCCCCUUCACCGCGCCCAACGUCUCCGCUGUCGGUGCCGGCGGAGGUGCCGUCUUCGUCGCUUCUGGCGUCAACACCAACCUCACGAUUUCCAACGCGCCGAUGCCCGUCAACUUGACAGCCUCCAACGCUACGCUCCCUGCUGACGGCUACUUCAAUGCCUCAGCCGCCAGCUCGGACGGCUCAAACUCGACCACCACGACCGCGUCUGGCUCUUCUUCCGCCACUGGCGUUCGCGUUGCCGCUGCUGGCGUCUUCGGCGCUGUUGUUGGUGCCAUCGUCCUCCUCGCAUGA